CAGGCUGCCUGAGGUGGGCGGAGCUUGUGCUGUUUUCACAACACGACAUGUUUCAUUUGGGAAUAAACAGUCAAGUAAACUAGACGUCCAGACUGACGGUGUCAAAGCUGAGAAACGUAAGGUAAAAACCACUGAGCGGCUGUUCGUCGAGCGGAGGAGAAACACGAUGCCGGUGAAAGGAGGAAGGUUGGCCUCUUACCCGAGCAGGAGCGACAUUGUCGGAAGCUCAGGAAUGGAAGAGAUGGUCUGGGAGCAGUACACAGUCACUCUGCAGCGGGACUCCAAAAUGGGAUUUGGCAUUGCUGUCUCAGGUGGGCGUGACAACCCAAACGUGGACAAUGGCGAGAUGUCAAUAAUUGUGUCAGACGUGCUUCAGGGAGGUCCUGCAGAUGGAUUACUCUUUGAGAAUGAUCGUGUCAUUCAGGUCAACGCCAUCCCCAUGGACAAUGUGCCUCACUCCUUUGCUGUGCAGUCGCUUCGCAAAUGUGGCAAAGUGGCCAAGAUAACCGUGAAGAGACCACGCAAAGUCACUGGCCAGUCUCAGAAACAGCCGCCCUCCCCCAGUGGAGAAGGUCGAGAAUACUCUCCCUCCACCCACUACUACAAUGCUGACAACGACAGCUGGUACCGUGAUGAUGGCCGGGACCACACCACUGAGAGCAAAGGAUACCUGGACCCUGAAUACAGGGGAAGCCGGGAUUACAACCAGCGUGGAAGAAGCAGUGGGAGAAGCCCAGAGAGAACCUCACCAAGCCCGGACAGAUUCAGGAGGGAUGGGAGCCGCGAACGAGCCCUGGACCACAGCUCUGACCACCAGAGGUACCACAGCCGAGGAAGGAGCCCCGGGGAAAACUCUACCUCUGAGGAGAGGUACGAGCGAGGAGGAAGAGGUGGGAGGUACAGGAGCAGGGACAGGCUCCGUGAUACCCCUCCAUCCCCAGAACCUUCCAGAGACCAGGAGCCACUGGAGAAACCAGUCAAUGUCCUCUUGGUGAAAAACAAGCCCAGUGAAGAGUACGGCCUGCGUCUGGGGAGCCAGAUCUUUAUCAAGCAGAUGACCAACACCGGCCUGGCUGCUAAAGAUGGGAACCUACACGAGGGAGACAUCAUCCUGAAGAUCAAUGGGACGGUAACCGAGAACCUGUCCCUACAUGAUGCUGGGAAGCUGAUAGAAAAAUCAAGAGGGAAACUGCAGCUGGUGGUCCAGAGAGACCGCCGACAGAUCUUAGUCCGCAUCCCCCCGCUCGCUGACUCUGACUCUGAUAAUGACGACAUAUCGGAGAUGGAGUCCUACCAUUCCUAUUCUCCCCCAGAGGAGAGGAGGUCCCGCCAGUCAGAGCUUUCCUUUCACUCGUCAAAUGAAAGAGAAAACCCCAGAACAGAACUUGUGAGGACGACUAAAAUGUCAACGCUGGCACCUCCUUUCGGAGUACCUCAAGAAACCUCGGCCCCACCAAAGCUUGAAAAAGAUGGACCAUUUGUAGAGCCUUCAGUCACGCCAACAGCCACACCCAAGAUUCUCCUCAGGCCAAGUGCAGAAGAUGAAAAAUUAUACGGGCCCAACACGGUGAUGGUGAAUUUCCAGAAGGGAGACAGUGUCGGGCUGAGGCUGGCCGGAGGAAACGAUGUCGGUAUCUUUAUUGCUGGUGUCCAAGAGGGUAGUCCUGCUGAGGAAGAGGGCCUACACAUUGGGGACCAGAUCUUAAAGGUGAACAAUGUGGAUUUUCAAGGUGUUGUAAGAGAAGAGGCCGUGUUGUUCCUGUUGGAGAUUCCUAAAGGGGAGGUCAUCACCAUCCUGUCACAGAGCAAACCUGAUGUCUAUAAUGACAUCAUGGUGUCAGGCCGUGGGGAUUCCUUUUUCAUCCGGACCCACUUUACAUAUUUGAAGGAGACUCCUCAGAGCCUGGGCUUCAGCAGAGGAGACAUCUUUAAGGUGGUGGACACGCUGUACGAUGGCAAACUUGGCAACUGGCUAGCUGUUCGUAUUGGCAAGGACAAGCAGAUGCAGGAGAAAGGCAUCAUCCCCAACAAGAGCAGGGCAGAGCAGAUGGCCAGUGUUCAGCGCUGUGAUAAAGCAAACCCUGGUGACCGAGCUGACUUCUGGCGGUUGCGAAGCCAGCGUGUCGGGAAGAGGAAAGAUGUGAAGAAGGCCCGGGAAACCUUGAGCACUCAGACUCUGGCCACCCGCUUCCCAGCCUAUGAACGCGUGGUGCUCCGUGAAGCUGGUUUUCGCCGUCCUGUUGUGCUGUUCGGACCUAUCGCCGAUGCUGCAAAUGAGAAACUUGCCAGUGAGAUGCCGGAUCUGUUUGUUAUUGCCAAAACGGAGCCAAAAGAUGCCGGCUCUGAGAAAUCCUCAGGAGUCGUUCGCCUGAACACAAUUCGUCAAAUCAUCGAGCAGGACAAGCAUGCCCUCCUGGAUGUGACACCCAAAGCAGUGGACACCCUGAAUUACACCCAGUGGUACCCCAUUGUCAUCUUCUUCAACCCAGACAGCAAGCAUGGCAUCAAGACCCUGAGGCAGCGGGUCAUCCCCAAUUCCAAUCGAAGUGCCCGCAAACUGUACGAACAGGCUCUCAAACUGAGAAAAACCUGCUCUCACUUAUUCACAGCUGUCAUAGAUCUGAACUCGGCCAAUGACGCCUGGUAUGGCAGCAUCAAAGACACCAUCAGAGAGCAGCAGAUGCAAGCGGUCUGGGUUUCUGACUGCAAGCUGGAGGGAGUAGAGACUGAUCUGGACUGCCAGGACGUGGAACACCUGUCGUACCUGUCCGCCAUGUCCGCUGACUACCUCAGCAUGGACAGCCGACUGACCUCUGACCUGGAGGACACAGCGGAUGAGGGCGGAGCCUACACUGACAAUGAGCCAGACGCGGAGAUGAUCCACAUUUCUGCCAUAAGCCGUUCAUCCGAGCCAGUCACAGCUGAGGAGAUCUUGCGCAGGUACAGCCCAGACAUCCGGACUCACGGCAGGAAAGUUAACAGCAGGGACGUCCUGAGCAGGUGCAGCCCUCCGCCUGUCUUCCUCCCUGACGGCAAGGUGCACCAAGCUCUGAGAGAGGAGCCGGUCCUCACCUCAGUCACCACCAGUCCUUACCAUCACCCCGCACCACCUAACACCAUCCAGAGUUACGACUCUCCAACCAGCAGCAGCCCCGCCAGCAGCAACAAUGAAGCGCCACCACCCAUCUCUCGCUCACACACUUCCUCCAGCCCUCCUCCUCCGCCUCCACUUCACCACCUUAACUCCUUUGGCAAGACUCGACCCCAUAGAGCUUCGCACUCUCCUAUCCUGGCCAAGAUGAGCAGAUGUGGAAGCACAGCACAGAAUGUUCAGCUGUCUCCUGCUCUGCCCAGUACAUGCGUGGCCAUCUGCAGGCCCCAAGAGGAGUCUGGAGACAAGAGUCCUGUGGAGGAUCCAUCCAUGCGGUCCUUCCUGGGUAAGAUCAAGGCCUUUGAGAAGCUGCAUCACUACGCCAGAGCCCAAAGAUUGCUGGAACUGCAGGAGGCACAGAAAGCCAGGUUCGAAAGUGCUCAGAAGCAUCCAGACAUCUACGCUGUUCCUGUGAAGACGGCCAAGUUGGAUCACAGUCGCCCGCAGCCUGUUGGCUCCCAUCCAGAACCACAGACUCUUCCCGCCUCCAGGGAGGGCAGACCUUUGUACCACAGUGAAGAGGAGGCGGGGCCAGGAUACUACACUGCCAACUCCCAACAGUAUGAAGACACUGAGCUGUAAGGUUCUCACACUGCAGCCGUCCCCGCCCUCCGCUUCCUGGAGCCACACGUACACACACACACACACACACACACACACACACACUGUGUACGAUAAUAUAUCCACACACUACCCUACCUUACCGUACACAGGUAAGUCAGCUGCUCACUCGGGAGUGACUCUCGCUUCUUUUGAUAACUGAGGACAGAGUCAAACCAGUCUGCACCAUCCCUUUGGAUAGGGACUGUGUCCUUUGUCAUUUAAAGUUAUUUCACUAUUUGUGUUGUAUUUGAUUAUUUCAUACUGUGUAUAACUUUUUAGUUGUCAACACCAAGUAUUCAGGAACCAUGUUUUCUUGCCUAUGCAACUCUUUCUGUUUGUGCACAGCUGCCAGUAUUGUGCUUUUAUUUUAUUUUAUUUUUCAUCAAAAACCUUAAAAAACCCUGAAACACGCAAUGUGUUUUCGUCUUAAGCUCCUUUUUUGAAUCUUCUCCAGUCGCCGGCUAUGAUUGGGACUUGUAUAUUAUUGCAUAUAUAUGUGUUUAUACUCUUUGUAUUCCUUCCUAUAUAGCAAUGCUUGUCUAUACAGUAUAUAUCUAUCUAUAUAUAUUUAAAGAGAUAUUCUAUAUAGUAACACUGGACUUUGAUACGAUGUUUGAAGUGCCUUUUAUUGUGAGUCCCAUCAGGUUUGGGUUGUCCUUCCUGCACCACUUAGCCAUCCAGCUGAACCUUCUGCUGCUGUCAAAUGGAACCAGGGAACCAGUGACACCAAAACCUUAAUGUAGUCGCCGCACACUGUGCUGUAAAAAACAACAAAAAAAAAUGCACACUGCACAUUUGGUUGUGGACGCCUCGUGCACCGUAAAGCUACUUGCCAGGAUUCAAUCAAGAACAAUAAAACGUCAACACACAGUCAUAUUUAAGAAGAUGUGUAGAAUAAUGGCGUUCAGCAUUCAGGGCUGCGCUUCAGCAGGAAACUGGUUUGUCAGGGUUAACUGCGUGGCCUGUCAUCACAUUUUUGAUACGUUUUGGUGUCUGUUCAGUCGUUACUAAUGUGCCAAAUUAAAACUGUCUCAGCCGCCACCUAUAUUUAUUAGUUACCCUACGGCAUGAGUGAAAUCGCCUGGUGCAGGUGGGUGGUUGCAAAGAAAACCUGCACCCUCUUGGCAAUUUAUGGAAUCAGUUUGAAACCUCUGGCCCACAGUCACAUUAGCUACAAAUAACGGUGACAGGCAGUUGGCGUUUGUCCUUUGAUGGGCAUUCCUGGGGCAUGGCCAGCUUGUGGUUACUUGGCGUUCAUGUGCACAGUGUUUAAUGCUAAAUUAUAAAGACCGUGAAAACCCGACACUGUCGCUAUGAGCUUUGCUCUCCGUGCUUGGCUGCUUAACAGAACCAAACUUUGCUUGAUUUGUUUCAGUCCAACAUCUUUCACAGUGACAUUCCUGUAGCGCCAGUUAGCAUGCUAACAUCUCUGUAAGAUGUCUUGUAUAUCACUCCAGAGGUGUUAUCUAGAUACACAAACAUUUUUUUUUUAUAUUUGCUAACCUUUAUAAAAUAUGAGGGGAAAAAGCCAAACGUAUUAGAUUUAUAUAGAAAUACAGCUAGUUCAGUGUUUUCCGCCAUCUUGCUUUAUUUUGCUCGAGUGAGCAGCCAGCUGAUGUCAUGCUGCCUUGUUUACUCUGAUUGGAAGUCGUCUCUCAGCAUUUGCAUAAAAUAGAUCUAUCUAUUUUGGCCCCAUCUACCUGGUGGCAAAGUGCCCGUUAUCUCUUGUUGCUGUAAAAUGCCCACUCUGAGUGAAAAUGAAUGACGGGUCUGGGCUUUGCCUCUGUCGCUGCUUGUAGCUAAUGUGGUCGUAGGGUUACAGUGGAACAGCAGUCACAGUGUCCUUUGUGUUUGCCUGAUGUGACGUAAGUCCAACUCAAACCAAGUUUAACGUUGAGUGCCGCUGUAUUUGGAAUGAUAUUUUGUUUAUAUUUGAGAAUUAACUGCUACAUUCAACUCGUGCUUCUUCCUGUCCAAUUUGUAGCACAGAUUUCAGUUGGGUUUGUGUUAGCUUGAUCACUUUGACUGAUAUAAUACACUCUGAAGCAUGUUCCUUGUGUUCUGAUACUGUAUUUAGAAAUAAAAACAACCAGCUGUGUUGCUGUUGCGGACUUAACCGUGUUACCUCACCCCCUCUAGCGGUGAGGUUGCAGAUUGUGUUAUACAGUCACCACUUACGAUUUACCUUUCACACUUUCAAUUCUUUGUAGAUGAGGAUUCAUGCUCCCUCACCAUCUCUUCUGAUGAGCAAUACGUAUGAUCCUCCAUUUUACAAAAAUCUUGCUAGCACUAGCAGACCUGCCAACCUGUACGCAUCAAUGUACCCAAAAAAUGCUCAAGUAAAUUAUUUUGCUUUCUUUGGUGACACAUAAAACCUUCCAAGGUGGAGAAGUUCAGUAUGAUAGCCCCACCUGAAAAGAAAACUUAGUGCAGGUACCUCAAAGAUUAAUCCAGAUGUGUUUGGAGAUGAAUGAGGUCCAGUUCAUGCUAACGAUGUGUUAGCGCUGUGUAGGCUAACAGAAUGCAACAACAGCUUCUGUGUCCUGUAAUCAAACUGUGUUAGCGCUUUAAAUAAAUAAUAUUAAGGUUGCAGUUGCGCAUCAGAUGAACAAAUCUGGCAGCCCGGCAUCAACCGCUGAUCUUCAGGAGCCAUGUUUGUAGCUUAAAUUCAUAGCGCAAUGCUAACACACACAGUGGAGUUAAGGAUGGCUAGUUGUAACACAAUGUUACUGUUGGUAAUAAAAAAUGAAAGCUAGCCAAAGGAAAAAUAAAUGUCAGAGCGGUGUGGGAUCUGGUGAAAUAAAAAUGCCUCAUUUAAGUGUCGUUUGGUGCCAGAGUGGCGACUCAUAGGCUUCAAUAAAAGCUUUGUUCCUUUAAGCCACUCUUUUAGGGAUCACUGCAGCAACUCGUCUUCCUGAAACCUAAUGGUCAAAUAAUGUGUAGCACAGUACUAUAAUAUUAAAACUUUUGAUUUCUCCAGUAAGCACUGCAGUAUAUAAUACUGAAGAGAUCCGUUAACCAACUCAAACUUCGCUCAACCACUGAAGAUUUUUUCUUUACCUAUUGAACUACUUUCAUUAUAUAUAUUUCGUAAAUACUCUGUGAACAUUUAAUUCAAGCUAAAAAGAAUAGAUAUUUUUUGUUUUAUACACACACACAACUUUUUAUUGAAUAAAUUUUUAUUUUGUGGUAUCGAGAAUCGCAUCCUGUAUUGGUAUUGACUAAAUUUCUGGUAUCGUGACGUCUCUAGUCUGUUGCCUGUUGUCCAGUCUGGGCAGAUCCACUGUUCACAAACCAGUGCUGAUCACACUGCACCACUGUUUUUUUGUUUGUUUUUAAAGCUCUAACCUGAUACUGCUCAGCAAUAUGGAUGUGCCAAACUAAGACUGCAAGUGUUCCAUUUUUAAGUCCAGGCAAAUAGUUGCACAGAUUUCUGACUGUAAAUAAAUCAGCUGUUCAAAAUAUACAGUGUUCUAUUUUUAUAUUUUCUGUUUUUUAGCCUCCUGCCCACAUAAAGUGGUCCUCCAAGACUUCCUUAGAGGUUGGCAGGUCUGCUGUAGACUGUGUAUAGGGGAGUAACCACUGAUUCAGCUUCUUUUUCUUGUUUUUGUUUGUUUGAUUGACCAUGCUGCAAAAAAAGAAAAACAAAACUGUGUAAUUAUGUCCCUUUUGAGCUGCUGUAUCAAGAUGGCGGCCACCGUGGGGGGUCCUCUUCCCAAGUAGAUAUGAAGGGCUCAUUCUGAGAUGAAGAAAAUGAAUUGAUUGAUUGAUAAAUGUUUAUGAAGGCUAUAUUCCGUUCAUGCUAAUAAAACAUUCUCAGAAAUGCUACACGCUGCAGAUUUAAUGCCGGAAAUUUUACUUUUUUUUUUUCUUUUUUUCUGAUUGGUCAGGGUAGGAUAUGGAAAAGAAACAGCUGAUAAUGACGAAAAACAAAGGGCACUGGGGGGAUUUUUCUGUUCAGUAAAGUGGGCGGUCCUUUGAGGCUCUUAGUCAAACCUGAUGCUCAGAUUCAAACCCAUCUGAGAUACACUUAUUGAAGACAUCCAGUCCAGAUUUGGUAAAAUGUUAAUUUUGUCGACUUAUUCACACACGGGCCGAGUCCAUUUCUACAUCCCCCUUGUGGUUGGUGGAGGGAUAACACAAGAAUGUGAACUUUACUGUUGAGUACUUGUGAAAGUGAAAUCUUUGCGUGUAAACCAGAGUACCACACAAACGGCCGAGUUAACCACAGUAACGCUCAGAUUGAUCAGACUGCAUCCUUUGCAGGUUUCUUUGUGCAUUCUGUAGAACUGGUGCUGGAAACAUGGUGACCGUUGGCGGUUUGUGCAGUGGCUGUUGAUAAUAAGGACUUACGUGGAUGUAAACUCUCUGGCUUUGCUUUUCUUUCAGAGGAGUUGAGGUUGGGAUCAGGGACCAGGUUUACAUUUGCCGUUGUUUCAGUUAACGCAUCUCAGGAUGUUUCAGUCACCUUGCAGCAGCGUAUUAUAGUAUUUUACACUGGUGGUACAGAGAUGAAGGUUUUACUUCAUAGUCGUACAGUGUUCUACACCAUCAUCUCCAGCCGUGGUCCUGGAUUAGGCCUGGACCAGGAGCUCUUAGGCUUUGACAGCCCAGUGCAAAGUGUGUAUUUGCCACAUAGAUGU
This is a messenger RNA of Thalassophryne amazonica, 8397 nucleotides long. RefSeq names its product tight junction protein ZO-2-like. The record is from RefSeq and is a predicted model, not a curated record. The transcript is spliced from 23 exons. Gene Ontology annotation, cellular component: bicellular tight junction; plasma membrane. Bases 167 to 3733 code for a protein of 1188 amino acids. Gene Ontology annotation, biological process: protein localization to cell-cell junction; establishment of endothelial intestinal barrier; cell-cell adhesion. NCBI's taxonomy places the organism in Eukaryota, Metazoa, Chordata, Actinopteri, Batrachoidiformes, Batrachoididae. Gene Ontology annotation, molecular function: cell adhesion molecule binding.